AUGGAAGAGGAGUUCACCAGUAGCGCCGCGAAACGACGCGGCAACGCCGGUGUCGGUGCUGGUUAUGCACCGCUGCAUAAUCACACCUUUCCGCACCUGACGGCACCUUUUAUGUGCAGUGACGAGUGCGCUGGAGAACGCACGAAGCUGCAGCACGAACUUUCGAACGCCGCGAAUGAGUUUGCCGUGAGCAGCUUGUUGACAUGGCCGCUGCUCUUUAUGGCGCGUACAUGGGCGCCCGCCUCGCUCGAGCACCGCGCACACGCGUCGGCGACCCCGGACCCGCACUUGCCGUGCCCGAAGUGCCCGGCUAGCAGCGACGCCACAGCUAAAACGAGGUAUCGGCAAUCUUUUUUGCAUGUGGGUAAACGCCGCCCUCUGCGGCUUGUGAUGGUGAUGGCCGUCGCUGCCUGCAUUCUUUUCUUAUCGCUCAUCGUGCUGCUAUUCCGCGGUUCUGCUCUCCCGUUGAAGCCGCGGGGUGUUUUGAACAUCACCACACUUCAGCCGAUGAAAGAGCUGAGGGGUCGGGCUCAAGGAACUGGCGUCUUGGUGCAGCACGAGGAUGCCGUGAGCCGGCUAAACCUCACUGCUGCGCAGCGAGCCUGCAUCGUGGCCGGCGCUGCGUACGGCGCCUGCGGGCUGGUCCACCUCAGCGCCAACGAGCUGCCCUCGUGGACACUGCGCGUUGUGGAGAGGGACUGCGCGGACUGCAUGGACACCUACACUUACCGCACCACUGUGAAAGGGGUGCGACUGCACAAGCGCCAUGGCGUGUACGCGACGUCGUCUGCACCGCUGGGCCGUGUCGGGCCGAUGCUGCUGGCGAUGACGAGCGUGACGGACGACGUGAAUGUGCGCACGGAGCUGCCGCAGUGGGAGUGGCUGCGGCACGUGUACGGUGAAGGGUUUCCGACCGUGGGUGGCGCUGGCGAGGGGGCUGCGCAGCCGCGGAGACCGUAUCUUGCCGUGAUGGGCAUCCCGUCGACGGAUCAGCCGGCGCGUGCUGCCCUGCGUGAGGCACAGCGCAGGACGUGGCUGACGUACCAGGAGGUGGCGCGCACGGAGAACCACUUCGAUGCCGCGCUGCUGGCGCUGUACGUCUUCGCCGCGGUGGAGCCCAAGGCGGCCCCGGGCGCAUCAGAGAGCUCUUCGGCAUCCACGCGCAACGGCACGUCCGCUGCGGAGCCGAGGCGAGGGCGCCUGAGCGCGCUGCUGCCGACGACGACGGAGUACAAGGCUGCCACCGAGGCGCUUCUGACGGCGACUGCGCAGGCCGAGGGCAUCGGCGACCUGGCCGCUGAGGGCAUUGUGCAGCGCCGGAUGGAGCUCCGCCGCGACUGGAACAUCGCUGCCGUCGAGGACACACCGUGUGCGGAUGUGAUCAGCCGCCGCGUGACUGUCGGCGCGGAGACGUCUGCGCUGUUGUACCUGAGCGGUGCCCUGUCGCUCCCCGUGACACCCGCGUUCACGUCGCCGGCGGAGUACGUCUGCCACGCGUCGUCUGCGCUGUGGCAGGAGGCGCUGACGCACCGCAACGUUGUGUGGAUCGACAUGAUGACGGACCGCCGGCCGACCACGAACAAGAAGCUUGGCGAGGACGGCAAGUGGGGUCUUCCCGUGGAGGUUGGGAUGAGCCAGAAGCUGAUCCUGUGGCUGGAGUACGCGUACCACGCCUUCAAGAAUGUGCCUUUCAUCAUCAAGGGCGAUGACGACAGCUACGUGAAGGUGCCGCAGUUCCUGAGCGAUGUGCGGUACGUGCGCAACGGGGUGAAGCGCGGUCGUUUUUCACCGCCGCUGCCACGGCCUCCGGCGAUGGCCAGGGCGAGAGGCUCGUCGGCCACAAAGGCCGCGACGUCGAGGAGAGCCAGGCACACGUACGAUCGACUGCCAGUGGAUAGAACGAAGUGCUUCUACUGGGGUAGCGGCCGCCGCAUGCUGGGCGUUCGCUUCAAUGCGGGUAUGCUGUUCAUGCUGCACCGCCGCCUCGCACAGGUUAUACUAGAGCCGCCACAGAGCAGCUCCGACGUCGAUCUUCGCACGCUGGCGGUGGCAGACUACUCCAACGAUCGGAGGUCGCUGUAUCGUCAAGCGGGACUGCAUCACGAAGACGUGAUGAUCGGCGUGACACUCCGGAAUCGAUAUAAUCGCUCGAUGGAGCUGUGCACUGAUGAGACGAUCUGGUACGUGAAGGAAAGCUACAACCGCUUCCACGACUUGCAUCGCGGGAAGCUGAAUCCCGUGACGUGGUCGACCGUCGUAGCACACCGCUGCCGACCAGCCGACGCGUAUUUCUUGCACUACUACUUCCAGAACGAGUACAGCGCCUCCACCGUGGAGAUCGCGCGCGGGGACGAUCGGGAGGAGGUGGCGAUCGAGGCGGCAGCGGAGUGGGUGGCAGAGCAGCGUAACGCGUUUUCUGACAGUGUGCCAGGGUGGGACGAUCUGCCGUCGGUGCUGUGGACGCAUAGGGCAUCGGCGGCACCGGAGUAUGUUGUUGCGACCGGUGACGACGUCGCCGUGUACAACUACAGCUACCAGUACUGGAGGGACAACUCUACCUUCGUGUGGAACGGCUACAGGUCGAGCCGGUGA
Molecule: messenger RNA, 2592 nt
Organism: Leishmania major strain Friedlin
Lineage: Eukaryota; Euglenozoa; Kinetoplastea; Trypanosomatida; Trypanosomatidae
Gene: SCGR2
Product: phosphoglycan beta 1,3 galactosyltransferase
Exons: 1
Coding region: 1-2592 (863 amino acids)
Cellular component (GO): membrane
Molecular function (GO): hexosyltransferase activity
Source: RefSeq, a predicted model, not a curated record